Molecule: messenger RNA, 1261 nt
Organism: Meira miltonrushii
Lineage: Eukaryota; Fungi; Basidiomycota; Exobasidiomycetes; Exobasidiales; Brachybasidiaceae
Exons: 1
Coding region: 99-1160 (353 amino acids)
Molecular function (GO): 1-alkyl-2-acetylglycerophosphocholine esterase activity
Source: RefSeq, a predicted model, not a curated record
GGAUGAUGGGUAUGGUCGGUAAACUAUGAGUAGAGCUUUGUUCUCUAGAACAUGCCAAACAGCUCUUCACGUUUCUCUUCUCUUCCACAUUUGCAAAAAUGUCCUACCAUCUUACCUUAUCUUCGAUUUUCUUCAUCGUCGCGCUUUCACUCGCAAGAGCUCAAAAUAUUGCUUCUUACAAUGUUGCAAUUACAACAAAACAUGUCAUCGAUCAAUCACGUUUGGAUCCUUUUGCACCGAAUACAACACCACGUGCUUUGAUGGUUUCAACAUUCAAACGGGCAGGACAUGCUUGUCAUUUAACAAAGGUACCAUACAUGCCCUCAGAAGUGGCCAAAUUCGAGGGUAAAAAGCUCAGCGCUUUCGGAUUACCUGAAUCAACUUUUAUGAAUCUGACGUAUUCGAUUUGUUCAAAUAAGAAAAAGUCGCAAACGAAUGAUCCCAUUCUCAUAUUCUCAGGCGCUUUAGGAACGACUAGGUUCUUUUACAAUCUUUUGGCGGCUAAGAUUGCUCAAAAAGGCUAUACAGUUGUGACUGUCGAUCAUCCUUAUGAUACGGAUAUCGUUCAAUUUCCAAAUGGUAGAAUUAUAAUGGGCUUGAAUCUCAGCGAUGAUCAAAUCUCACUUGCAGCUAAUACAAGAAGCUUGGAUUUGAAUUUCGUUGCAAACUUGUUCAUGGAUAAAAAGCAAAAGAAGGCAGGGGUUUUAGGGCAUUCAUUAGGCGGUGCAGCAGCUUUGAAUGAUUUGAUUUGGUCAAAAUUUAUUGGAAGUUUGAAUUUCGAUGGUUCUUUCUUUGGUGAUAUUUCUCAAGUCGGAUCUCACAAGCCUGUACUAUUCUUCAGUCAUACAGGAAAAAAUAUUUCAACCGAUACAACAUGGCAAUCUUCCUGGCCAAGGUUUACCGGCUGGAAAAAGCAAGUGGAAAUUGUUGGAGGAAGUACGCAUUAUACCUUUUCAGACAUUCCGUUGAUUGCAACCAAGUUAGGAGCCGAUGAUGGAGCAAUUGCGCAAUUUAGCGGAACUUUAAAAGGCGAUAGAGUGAUGGAGAUCUUGUCAACCUAUACCGACGCCUUCUUCUCCAAGUUCCUCAAAGGUAGUAAAAAUGAUACUUUACUCGAUGGCCCAACGAAAGACUUUCCUGAAGUUGCUUUUGAUUUCUAGAGGAGUAGUUCUCCAUCAUUACAUGAUAUCUGUUUAGUCUGUAGACAAUGAAAUGUGACCUGACCUACACCAUGUCCCGCGAAGCCACACAAAUUCGAAAA